Molecule: messenger RNA, 734 nt
Organism: Humulus lupulus (European hop)
Lineage: Eukaryota; Viridiplantae; Streptophyta; Magnoliopsida; Rosales; Cannabaceae
Product: calcium-dependent protein kinase 1-like
Exons: 3
Coding region: 1-459 (152 amino acids)
Molecular function (GO): calcium ion binding; enzyme regulator activity
Source: RefSeq, a predicted model, not a curated record
AUGAUAGACACUGACAGUAGUGGUCAAAUCACUUUUAAAGAACUUAAGGCUGGUUUGAAAAGAUUUGGAGCUAAUCUUAAGGAAUCUGAAAUUUAUGAUUUAAUGCAAGCAGCAGAUGUAGAUAACAGUGGAACAAUUGAUUAUGGAGAGUUUGUAGCAGCCACUUUUCAUUUAAACAAAAUUGAGAGAGAAGAUCAUUUGUUCGCGGCAUUUUCCUACUUCGAUAAAGAUGGAAGUGGCUACAUUACUCAAGACGAGCUUCAACAUGCUUGCAAGGAGUUUGGUGUAGAGGACGUCCGGCUAGAAGAAAUGAUGCAAGAAGUUGAUCAGGAUAAUGAUGGGCACAUAGAUUAUAACGAGUUCGUGGCGAUGAUGCAGAAAGGAACUAUUGGUGGCCCUGCUAAGAAAGGCCUACAAAAUUCCUUCAGCAUUGCUUUUAGAGAGGGUCGUAAACUUUAGUGUCGUAAUUAGCAACAAGGUUCGUAUUUCUUUCAUCCUUCAAAUUUUUUUUUAUAUUUUUUUACAAGAUUUUCUUGAGAGAUCAAGAUUGUACAAUAAGAAGAAGCUUAAAUGCUGGCCUAAGGUAUAGCCAGGGCUCAGUUAUAUAUGCUUUUCUUUGAAUUCAUGGAGAACUCUGUUAGUGUUUGCAAUGACCUUUGCAGCCAUACCAUAGUUUGUACACCAUGAGAGAAAAAAAAAAUUGUAUUCUUUACCCUUUAGUUUAAUUUAUGAAA